AUGAAAGAUCUUGGAGAACCUAAGUUCUUUCUUGGAAUUGAGUUUUCCAAGUCUAAGAGAGGUAUACACAUGUGUCAAAGGAAGUAUACACUGGAGCUGGUGUUUGAACUAGGUGUAUCUAGUGGUAAACCUACUUCUACACCAAUGGAGUUCAAUCACAAAUUAACCUCAGUGGAGUUUGACAAAAUAGUGAAGGUCUCUAAUGAGAAUGAUCCACAGCUAGUAGAUAAAGGACUGGGACUCUUUAUGCCUAUUAAUGGGAACAAUAAGUUGACUGCAUACUGUGACUCUGAUUGGGGUUCUUAUGUGGAAUCAAGAAAGUCUGUUACUCGUUAUCUAGUGAAGUUUGGAGAAGCCUUGAUUUCUUGGAAGUCAAAGAAACAAAAUAUAGUAUCCAGGAGCUCUACUGAAGCAGAAUUUAAAAGCAUGGCAACAAUAGUUGCUGAAGUCACUUGGCUUACUGGACCAUACAAGGAGCUAGGAGUCACUGUUACAUUACCUUUUCAGAUGUUUUGUGACAGCAAAGCUGCCAUCCAAAUAGCUACUCAUCCCAUAUUCCACAAAACAUCUGAAAAGGUAAUGUGA
This is a messenger RNA of Capsicum annuum, 585 nucleotides long. RefSeq lists its product as uncharacterized. The transcript has 2 exons. The coding region runs from base 1 to 585 and encodes 194 amino acids. The record is from RefSeq and is a predicted model, not a curated record. Lineage: Eukaryota; Viridiplantae; Streptophyta; Magnoliopsida; Solanales; Solanaceae.